Maylandia zebra (zebra mbuna) is the source of this 2176-nucleotide messenger RNA. RefSeq names its product synthesis of cytochrome C oxidase 2 (gene sco2). NCBI's taxonomy places the organism in Eukaryota, Metazoa, Chordata, Actinopteri, Cichliformes, Cichlidae. The record is from RefSeq and is a predicted model, not a curated record. Gene Ontology annotation, cellular component: mitochondrial inner membrane. Gene Ontology annotation, biological process: intracellular copper ion homeostasis; mitochondrial respiratory chain complex IV assembly. Gene Ontology annotation, molecular function: copper ion binding; copper chaperone activity.
UCGUCACUCCAGCAGGUGGCGGCACUGCAUCUCGAUGUUUGCGGUAAACCACCAUAGAAGAGGAAGCAGAAGCCGGAGGAGUGUUCGGUGGACGUGUGGCAGGAGCCGGUCACAUUAGUGUGGGGUCUAAAAGGUAAACAGCAGGUGGUGGAGAUGUUGGGGCUGCGGUGCAUCAUGGGUGACCUGCGAGGAGGAGCGGCACUCCGGAGGACAUUUGUGUCUUCGGCGGUGCUGAGUUUGAGGUGGCAGCUAGCACCGCAGGACAGGCUUCCUCAGGCUCGCUUCCUCUCUGGUGAUCGGGACUCGUCGCCGUCAGUAGUGGCUAAAAUGAAGCUGCGGACUCGGCUGCUGGUUACGCUGUUGUUCGGCGGCGGGUUGCUGGGUGUGUGGUGGUUUGUGCACUCAGAGAAACAGCAGAAGCUGCAGCAGCAGCGAGUGGAGCAGCUGCGGCAGGUGGCGCUGGGGCAGGGCACUUUCAGCCUCAUGGACCACACGGGGUGCCGCCGGACGAAGAAGGACUUCCUGGGCAACUGGGUGCUGCUGUACUUUGGCUUCACGCACUGCCCUGACAUCUGCCCCGAAGAGCUGGAAAAGCUAAGCACUGUCGUGAUGACUCUGGACCGCGACGCCUCGCUGCCGCCGGUGCAGCCCCUUUUUAUCACUGUAGACCCAGAGCGGGACGAUGAGGCGGCGCUUGCCCGGUACGUUAAAGACUUCCAUCCCCGGCUGAUUGGGCUGACGGGGACGGUCGAGGAGGUGAAGCACGCAGGGCGGGACUACAGAGUGUACGCCAGCGCCGGGCCCAAAGACGAGGAUGGGGACUACAUUGUGGACCACACUAUCCUCAUCUACCUUGUCAGCCCUGACGGCCUCUUUCUCGACUACUACAACAGGAUGAAGAGUGAUGAGCAGAUCGCCGACAGUGUCCGCAAACACAUCAGAAACUAUGCCACGCUGUGAGCGCUGGCUAUAUAGCAACCAAUUACAGACUGUUUUCAUAACAACCCCACUCACAGCUGGGGGAUAAACUGCUUCUUGUCCUAAAACGGGACACUUCUCCAUGGUAACACAGAACUGUAAACGUGUUUGAAGUGAAAGUUUGUCGAUAAUAACAAUGUAAAAUCCAGAGAGCAUGCUCCCUCACUUCCUGUCUCAGCCUGAUGGUUUCAGUGUGUGUGUGUGUGUGUGUGGGGCCUGGUGUCAGGAGAGGAACACACACAGAUUUCCUGUUUAAGGUGUUCCUCUGUUGACACCUAGACAGACUUCCUGUUCCUCAGACAAGUGAAGCAGUCUGACUGCUUCCAUGUGGAGCUGAGAUGUUUAUCAGGUUAAGUUUACUUCUCUCUUGCUCAGUGUGGAUGAAGUGUGUUUACAGCUGGAAGAAGUGCAUGCUGGGCAUUUCCUCCAGUCUGUCACAUAAAUGGCAGUGGGACAUGCUCUCUGAGAAAGUGUCAGUUUUCAUAGUUAAAGGUCAGAUUGGCCUCAGGGUGUGAGGACCUCGCCGAUUCCUGUGAAGAGGUCAGCGAUAGGGCAGAUCAUGCUGGUCACAUGGAAACUGAUCAGCUGUAAUGUUGCUGUGGAAACAAGUUAUAUUAUGGCGGACUUUAAUGAAGCGUGAGUGACAGACAGGUUCUCGUCAGAAGGUCGUGCGUUUUUGUUUUUUGGCUUCUUGUUACCAUCAGAUUUUCCCCACAGACACAGAGAGUGCAGACAGUGACAAACAUUUUAUUACAAAAAUUCAAUAACAUUGAUCAUCGAUUAAACGUUACAUGAUGAUGUCAGAGCGGCUUGUGCUGCAUUCAGGCCUUCAGCGUGGCAAAUCUGUCCGUCGCUCUGUGCGUGCUCAGUAGAGUCAGAGCCAUUGUGUCCAAACUUCCCUCCAAACUGGCACAACUGUCGAUCUCCACCGUGUAGUCGUUUGCCUGCAGGAAGUAGAGAGUCAUGAUCAGCAACCAAUCAGCUGCAGCCAUCCAUCAACAGGAAGUGAAGACUCAUCAGAACAGACUUUCAACCUUCUGACGGUGUCACUGAUCAAUAAAGUGAUCAGACAGCUGUUCUGUUACUGAUCAGCGAGCUCAUCAGACUCUCGUCUGUCUUUAACCAGCUCAGAGGAUUUAAAGAAAUAAAAGCACCACUUCUGUCAUGGAGGAUUUUCAAAAUAAAACCACCAGACUGA